AUGGACAUGGAGCGCACUGACGUGCUGGUCGACAUCCUCCGCCACCUCCCGCCGCGCAGCGUCGCCGCAUCCCGCUGCGUCUGCACGUCCUGGCGGGCCACCGUCGACCACCACCGUCUGCUGCGCGCGGACCUGCUCCCGCUCUCGGUGGACGCGGUGAUCUGGGACAAUUAUAUAGACGCCCCGAUGCUCUUCGCCCGCCGCUCAACGGCGCGCUACAUCACCAGCAGGCUCGAUUACCUCGAAGAGGAUCCCAACUAUGGGAUGUACGCUGGGGAGAUGAGGGAUUACUGCAAUGGCCUCCUCUUGAUUCAGAACGACACGGUGGUCAAUCCUGCCACGCGGCAGUGGGCGCCGUUUCCCCGGCUGCCGUGCGCGUGCUCGCCCGAUGGGGAUUGCGGGCGCUGCCACAACAAUCGCUACCUCGCAUAUGACCCUACCAUCUCGCCACAUUACGAGGUAUUCUUCAUUCCUCGUAUUCCCUGUGAUGUACCCGAUGACAUGGCCUGCACUAUGGAGUGGCCACCUUCGCCGUAUACCAUGUAUGUUUUCUUGUCCAAGACAGAGUGUUGGGAAGAGAGGUCAUUCAUGCGAGAAGGGGAUGCUGCCGGAACAAUUGACGAUGUGAAAUCACAUCGGAAAUCUGAUCAGAAUUUGUACUACGCAGCUUACUGGCAGGGGUCACUUUACGUUCCUUUUAGGCAAAGACACGGUGAUUUUCUACUGAGGUAUUACUCAUACUCAGACACUCAAUUAUCAUGUUUAUGA
Triticum turgidum subsp. durum (durum wheat) is the source of this 768-nucleotide messenger RNA. The record is from the annotation of a GenBank genome assembly. Lineage: Eukaryota; Viridiplantae; Streptophyta; Magnoliopsida; Poales; Poaceae.